AUGAGAUUCUUCAUUAUCCUUCUUUUGGCUCUUUUGGCUGUCACUGCUCUUGGUAAGUUACACAAUAUAUUGAAAGAAUGACAUUUUUCUUUCAGUUUUAAAUAUUUUACGUUUUCCUAAAAAUACUAUUAUCAUAUACACCAUGAACCUUUAGGAGCCGCCCACCACGGUAAGAAGCCAGUUCACAAGAAGCCAGCCCACCAUUCUCCAGCCCAUAAAGCUCCAGCCCACAAAGCUUCAGCGCACAAAGUCCCAGCCAAAGCCGGUACCAAAGCUCCGGCUGGAGCUGGUGCCACUUCAGCUGCAAAGACUACUGGUGCUGCUGCGGCUGCUACUACCGCCAAGGCUUCUGAAUAAGACAACUAGAAUUAUCUUUGGUACUGUGUAGUACUUUUUAGCACGGUUUCUUACUUGAUAUGAUUAGCGAAUAAAGUAGAAUUACUUUAGAUUGAAUUGAUUGCUGCUGGGGACGUUACUAGCGCCAAAGCUUGACAUAUGGUCUAUGAUAACUAGUAUUUUACAUGUUUUAGGCUCCAAAGUCAUUUGUGACAUUUCUUUUUCGAGAUAUAAAUUUUUUUUUCAUAAACAGACAACGCCACAACAGCCGAGCCAACCACUCCCAAGCCUAAGCAAAAGGAAAAAUCCCAACAAGAGAAACAACAAGAAGCCUACAAGCAAUACCUAUAUUACUAUCAAAAGUACGUCGAGACCCUUCAAACUCAAUCUUAUCAACAAUCCUCCUACCAACCAUAUCAACAAAACCGAGGAUACUACCAACGAUACUCCUAUCCUCAACAGUACUACCAACAAGCCGGUGGUGCUGGCCAGUACGGUACUAUGGCCCAGUAUUAUGGCUCUAGUCAGUAUGGACAAGCUGGCCAACUUGGUGUUGGCUCACAACUCAACUUACCAGCUGUCGGCAGUAUUGGAUGGUCUACUGGGGUUUAUGGGAAGUAG
Molecule: messenger RNA, 957 nt
Organism: Bursaphelenchus okinawaensis
Lineage: Eukaryota; Metazoa; Nematoda; Chromadorea; Rhabditida; Aphelenchoididae
Source: the annotation of a GenBank genome assembly